GACGCGUCUUCGUGAGUUGUGACGAACCGGAUUACCGGAAAGGCGGAAACCUCCCUCUCUCGUCAACGGGCCUCGUCCGUCGCGCCCGAGGAAACCACACCCCAGCUGCGCGCUAUGGCGGCGACGUCGCCGAGGCGUCUGCCGGUGCCGGCCGCCGUGCUCCUCCUCCUCGCGUACGUGGCCGCGGGCGACGACCGCAACGGCGUGUACGACCCGUGCGCGGACACGACGGUGCGGCGCGGCGACGGGUUCACCCUCGGCGUGGCCUUCGCGGGCCGCGACGCCUUCUCCUCCGGCGGCGUGCAGCUCUCCCCCUGCGACAGCCGCCUCGGGCUCGCCAACAACCGCGCGCAGGUCGCGCUCUUCCGCCCCCAGGUCGACGAGAUUUCGCUCCUCACCGUCAACUCCUCCUCCUUCGACCCGUCAUCAAACUCCAGCAUGGUCGCUUUCGCCGGGAGGAAGUACGCGGCGAGGUCGCCCCCGGUUUUCGUCGGCAACAUGUCGUUCACGGUGACCAGCUUCACCCUGGUGCUGGAGUUCCAGAAGGGCAGGCUGCAGAACCUGUUCUGGAAGGGCGGCGACUGCUCGUCGUGCUCCGGGCGCCCCGACUUCGCGUGCGUGGACGGGGGCUGCGCGGUGAGGACGGCGAGCUGCAGGGGCAAGGGCGGGCAGGCGGACUGCAGCCCGGGCAUCCAGCUCGCCUUCUCCGGCACGGACAAGCACGAGGCCGUGCUCAACUCGUGGUACGAGGUGUCCAGGCUCCGCCAGUACUCCCUGUUCGGGCUCUUCUCCAACCUCAGGGACUCGCUCACCAGCCAGUUCAGCAGCUUCUUCUAGACCCCGAUCGAUGAGAUGAGCCGGAGACAUCGGUCUGUAUGUUCGUUUGCAUCUGCUCAGUGCGUAGGGAAUGUUGAGUGAACGAUGAAGAGCACAGUAUUUCUGUUCUUGACCCAAAAAAAAAAAGUUUGUACAUCACCAGUCGGUCCUAGUAUUUGUGUAUAGCUACUCCUAUAUACUAGUUGGUACAUGGUACUACGUAUUACGAGACAGAACAAGUUAUGCGCGCGACUCUUGAGUUUUUGUCUCUGUUGUUUCA
Molecule: messenger RNA, 1096 nt
Organism: Panicum virgatum (switchgrass)
Lineage: Eukaryota; Viridiplantae; Streptophyta; Magnoliopsida; Poales; Poaceae
Exons: 2
Coding region: 115-837 (240 amino acids)
Biological process (GO): protein histidyl modification to diphthamide; tRNA wobble uridine modification
Cellular component (GO): cytosol; nucleus
Molecular function (GO): metal ion binding
Source: RefSeq, a predicted model, not a curated record